GUUCUCCUCGCCCGUCUAUAAAUCCGCCCGUGCUUGUUUUGAAGGAUAGACUCCCAGGGGCAUCAAAGAGCACGUGGUAUUUAUAUGAUUCCUCCUGAACGUAUUUUUUUACCUAGGUAUACGAUUCAAUGGGAGAUGGAGUACUAGCCAGAGAAGCAAUGUUCUACCUGUUGAAAAGCUCCCUUAUAAGCAUGAGUGGCGAGGAUGAUGCAGAAGAAUCAGUUAGAGAUAUGAUUGAGGUGAUAACGAAGAAGAUCGAUCUCGACAGAGAUGGAAAAAUCUCGUUCCAGGACUAUAAGCAAACGGUGCUGAAGCAUCCUAUGCUGCUAGAGGUAUUUGGACAAUGCUUGCCAGGUCGGAGAGCCAUCUAUACGUUCUCUUCAACAUUCUUACCGAAUACCGCACUUAAAAUGUAACACGUAAGUCGUACUAUUAAAUACUCGUAAUACACAUA
Acanthoscelides obtectus is the source of this 454-nucleotide messenger RNA. The record is from the annotation of a GenBank genome assembly. NCBI's taxonomy places the organism in Eukaryota, Metazoa, Arthropoda, Insecta, Coleoptera, Chrysomelidae.